Rubroshorea leprosula is the source of this 302-nucleotide messenger RNA. NCBI's taxonomy places the organism in Eukaryota, Viridiplantae, Streptophyta, Magnoliopsida, Malvales, Dipterocarpaceae. The record is from the annotation of a GenBank genome assembly.
AUUUCUCCUGUGCACGUGGAAGCAAGCACCCCAAAAUGGACUUGUUCUGGUUUUUAAAACGAAUGUCAGGGCCAAGGGGUGAAUUAUACGGAAUGAAAAAUAAUGCAGGCGGUCAAAGAGACAGCGGCCAACGUCGGGGCCUCCGCUGUUGCGGGGCUGGAGAAAACCAAGGCCACCCUCCAUGAGAAGAUGGAGAGGAUGAUAACCUUAGAUCAAGUGGAGAAAGAAACAGCAACUCAAAAGAAAGAAAUUAGGAUUAAGGAGGCAGAACUCAACAAGCGGGAGGCUCGUCAACUCAAUGC